UAACUAAUUGUGUUCCUUUUCAGUAAAAUAGUAUCAAUGGAUUUGGGUUUAUGAUGAGCACACUGUAGGCUAGGCUACAUUUUCACUAAGUAGUGUAUAUCGCUAUACGCUAGCCUAUAUAUUCCCAAAGGAAAUGUCUGUAGAGUAAGCUACCUGUUCGUUAAAUUGGCAAUUGUUUAUUUGAAUUGGGGCGUGUGCACCUAAUUACGGUUAUUUCAGUACAUUAAAAUUCGAGUGUACCUAUGUAGCCUAGUAAGUUAUUCCCCAUUAGUUAAAUAGCCUACAUCAUUUAGCCUACUUAGCCUUUUGUAGUUCUUUUGGACGCGCUUUACGAUGUGCUGGUAAUGCAUGUGUUUUAUUUCAGAAAGUUUGAACGAAGAAUGCUAUUUAUUAUAUUAUAUUAUAUUGUGCUACAUGUCACCUUCGUGCUAAAUUAGCGAACUGACAUUGUAAUCACGCGCGCAUUGUGAAUUCAGGAAUAUAGAAAAAUGGUUCGGUAAAGAAACAAAACUAGUUACUCUUUUAAUCUAAUACUUCGUGUACAGCAUUUAACUGGUUUAUGACAGCUUUGCCAACUUGAAGUUGAAGGAGAAAUGUAAAACAAGGUAAAAAAAAUUGAAUGGAAAAUGUCUCAACACUAUUUAAGAGUUUGUGAGGCACUGUAGCAGAGAGGCAGGCAAGGCUCCCUAACCCUCCCCAAACCCCACCCUCUACCCCAACCACUUCUCCCGCCUGCCAUGGUCUCAGCUUCCCCGCUCUGCAGCAGUGUGCGUGGCUGGGUCAGCACUGACCAUAUCCCUUUGUGCAGCAUCAACGAAGACCGAGUAUCCUAUACUGAAGAUUCUCCCAGUGUAAAACUGCAGUCGCCACUUUGUAAGGAAUGUGGUGUUAACAGCGAGCACAUGCAGGUGGAUCCCACACAGAUGAAAGUAGGAGAUGGAGGUGCAGUGAGCACAGGGGGCGGGACUCCAAGCAAAGUGCUAGAGAGCAUGGUGGGAAACCCUCCACCUAAGACAUUGUCUCCAGAGCUGGCUACAGAUGUGAAUCAGCAGUCUAAGCCAGCUCCAGAAUCAGACUUCAGACCAUCCCAUGUCUCCUCAAAAACCAGUCAUCUGCAGCACUGCCUUGAAGCCUCUCCGUCUGUAUGCUAUGAUAGCGCCCCCUUGUUACGCACUGUGCCAGUGAACAUGGCACUGCAUGAGAAAGCAGAGAUUCCAAAACAGAGCAUGGAGGGUGCUGCGACCCAUCCCAGGCAUCAACGGCUAAGUGGGAAAAGGGACAACGUCACCCCCAACCCCAAUCCCAGCACUGGGAACCCUGGAAAGAGGGCACCAGCACAGAUUCAGUCUGUGAUUAGUCUGUCCCCAGGUUUCCAGUGCUCCACUCACUUUAAACCAGGCCAGCCAGUGGCCUUUUUCCCCACUGCUAACCUCAGCCCUCCAUUGUGCAAGAUCACUCUUCCCCCUGCUUUGGGCCAGAUUGCGGCUUUAAGAGAAGCUACGGCUAACCAGUUCAGCAAGGUUUGUCACCUACAAGGCUCAAACUCCAGUAGUACCCCUCAGCUUCGGCCACACCCUUACCAUUUCUCCAUUGGAAGAGUUAUUACCCCCGAAAGCAAACCUUCCACUGCAGCAAAACACACUUGUGGCCCUGCUGCUUGCAGCAAGAGUUCCAAAGUGGGCAGAGACCAUGAUUCACCCCUGGACUCAGGAGCCUCACCUACCAUUGCAGUCCCAUUGAAGCAACCAACAUUAGGCUCUGCCUCUAUACCCCCUCUGUCCCUGCCUCCUUCCUCUCAAGGUGGGUGCAGCACAGCUAUAUCCAGCUUUUCUGAACACAGCAGACUGCAGAACUAUGCAGAGAAGCAUGCAUCCCAUCCCAGCCUUGAAAGUACAUCAGUCACACAUGCAAGACUGAAGUCCCCAGGUGCCACAGAGGAGAAUGCUCUAAUGUGCUCGGCUGAUGUAAGGGACAUGCCACUGGAUUUGUCUGCAAAGUCAAAAAGACAGAAGUCUUCUGCAGCCCCUCCAAAGUCACCCAAAACAGAGGUCUGCAGUACAGAAGCAGGGAAGAAUGAUGCAACCUCUCUAAAGAAGGCUCCUUGUGCACAGACCUCCAGCCUUGGUCCUUCUGCACCUUAUACCGUCUUUCCAGAGACACUGAAAAAUGGUGCUCUUGCAAAGAAUUCUACCAGCUUUUUGGAUCACCAGGGCUCUGAAGCAUCUGCUUCCUGGGGAAAAAUCUCCUCACCGGGCUCCAUAAACCCCCCAGGGACCUACGUGGGGGUGGCCAGUCCUGUACUUGCCUCCACCCUGCGCAGCAAGGAUGGGAAGGGGACUUCUUUUGUGGAGGACCUGCAAAGCACGGCUAAACAGGAGACCAUCUCCAUCGUUGACCAAGGGGAGCACCUGGGCUGUAGGGGAAGGAAAGGACCUUCUGUGAUCAAGGAUCCACAGAAGUGCCCUACCUACAAACACUCGAGUGAUAUUCGUUUAGCUGGUCAACCCAAGGAUGUCUUUCCCUUAGCUUUAUCUGGCCCUGCUAAGUCGCAUACCCAUUGUACACUCAGCUGUGGGAAAGCAGUCAUCCCACAUUCUCCUAAUGGCAGCAAGCCAGCAUGGCACCAGCUCAGUCUUCUCCCCCACCAGGGAGCUUCUGCACUGCGACAGAAAAAAUCUCAUGGGGCCCCCCAAUCACAGUUGGGCAAUGGCAGUGAGGGCGUCCCUUUUCAGGAUCCCCUCUCAAAUGCAUCCCAUGCAAAAGAAGAAAAGUGGGACAAAACCAAGUUUCCUGUCUCCAACCUGGAAUCCAUAGUGAAACCUCUGGAGACAUCUGAACUCCCCAGUGAUGGAUGCCGUAAUCUGACAACCUUAGACACGGAGAGUUCUGAAGCUGUGGCUGUGCACGUCGGGUAUCAAGAUGCCAAAUCAUGGCAGGUCACAUCCAGAGAGUUCCAACUGUUGAAGUCUUCCAAGAAGAGAGAAGGGAAACUUGAGAAAGAUCUCCAAGGAGGGGUUCACACUCGGGUUUCCUGCAAGCAAGAGAAAUGGAUUGCUACUGAACAAAAGAAAAGAGAAAAGACCUCAGAAAAACGACUCAAGCAGGAAGAAAACUCAGGCAGCAAUGACUUCUCAAACACUUCAAGAACUCAUGACAAGAAUAAAAGGAGAACCAAGUUUAUCCAUGACUCCAAUGAUGAUAAUGCUGAGGUGAGGUCUGUCACUGAAAGCCUCUCCCCUUGUGUGAAGUUGGAAGGCAUUGCUUUCUCCAUCCUCAAGGGUCAGUGCACAGGUGUCACAGAGCUAAAGGAGAAAGCAACUGGAACCAAAGAUAUGAAAAAUGUUCAUUCUAAAGCUAGAGCACCAGUCAACAAAUGCAAAAAGCUCAGUUCCAGCAAGAUUGACAAACUGUCAACAGAAAACUUGAGAAAGAUGGUAGCAUGUACCAAAAAGUCACAGGAAAGCAAGAUCAAGAAGGCAAAGAAACAGAAGAAGCAGCCGGUACCUGGACUGGAGCUCAGCCAGCCAGAGGCAGAGGAGGGCAAGAGGAAACGUGGGGGGAGGGGCAGUAUUGCUUCUGCAGAGCAGCUCUCUCACAGCCAAGCAGGUGAAGUGAGCAGUGACUUUAUGGCCCGACAAAGCACAGCAAACCAAGGUUUGCAGCAGAGCAGCCCUGGUAGACCAAGAAGGGAGGGGCAGGGCGCCACCCCCAGGUUGAGGAGAGGUCGCCGGCCGACAGAGAAGGUGCUUCAAGAGAACCAGAGCCCCUCUCCCUCCCCCUCUCCCCCUCCACUGCCUCCACUUCCUCCACCUCCGCCGUCGCCCUCCGCCCCGUUCCGCAGGCCCAGAGGCCGGCCUCGCUCGAACCCGCUGCCCCACCAGACCCAGGGGGCCGCGGCCACGCCAGCCACACAUGGCGGGAAUGCAGACACGUGUGCGGGAAAGAAAAGGCGCCGUCGCUGGAACAGGAAGUACCAGAACGGGGAGUACAUCGUGGAGCGCGAUCAGACCAGAGAAGAACCGGAGGAGAAGUGUGUGACCACGCGACAGGCCGCUCGAGCAGAAGCAGACCUGAGGACCACAGGUGUCUACCCGCGCCAGAGCGCCACCCUUCCGUGUGUGGGCACCAGCCCGGAGAGCGGCACCAGAAGGGCUCUCCUCACCCGCUCAGGGUCGGCGCGGAGGUCCGAAUCCUGUGCCAGUCCAGAGCCCGGUGACAAGCCCGCAGGCAAACGGAAGUUCAAAAGCAAACACUUGUCCGACACAGAAGAGGAGAAGCUCAAGAGUAAGCGCGGCCACCUCGGGAAGCGCGCCGCUCCUGCGGCCGAUGCGGACAGCCCCCCAGCGAAGAGGCUCCACCCCCCUGGCUCCGUUUCCACCCCGAAGGGUCUGUCCUCGCCCCUGGCUGGCCGGAGAGGGAGCGCUGGCAGGGGGGGCGCUCCCGAGUCCUCCCCCGUCCGGCCCGCCCCCCCAGAGGUGCGCAGGCUAAUAGUGAACAAGAAUGCUGGGGAGACCCUCCUUCAGAGAGCCGCUCGAUUAGGCUACCAGGAGGUUGUCCUGUACUGCCUGGAGAAGGACGUGCGGGAGGUGAAUCGCCGUGACAACGCGGGCUACACCGCUCUGCACGAGGCCUGCUCGCGCGGCUGGGCUCACAUCGUCCGAGUGCUGCUGGACCACGGCGCCGACGUCAACUGCAGCGCCCAGGACGGCACGCGCCCAAUUCAUGACGCAGUGGUUAAUGACAACAUGACUGUGGUGUGGAUGUUGCUCAACCACGGGGCGGACCCCACCCUGGCCACCUACUCUGGGCAGACGGCGCUCAAACUGGCCCAGAGCAACAGCAUGAAGAAGUUCCUCAUGGAAUACUUUGCAGAUCUGGAAGGACGGGAUGAGCAGGAUCCCGGACUGUGCUGGGAUUUCUACAGCAGUGCUGUGUUUGAGUCUGAAGAGAAGGCAUGCUGGGAUUUCCUGCUCUCACUCCCCAAUGAGGAGGAGGCGAAGGAGACUGAGGAGAGGACAGAAGGGGACUGUUUCCUGUUUGAAUUCUCAGCUGAGCCCCUUUUACCCUGCUACCAUAUUCAAGUGUCACUGACCCAGGGCUUCUGCAACUGGUUCCUCCUGUCAGACGUUUUGAGGCGCCUGAAGAUGUCCACGCGGAUAUUCCGCGCGCGGUACCCGCACUUCGAGGUGGUGGGGAUCUCGCGUGCGGAGCUCUGCCAGCAGGCGUCCGUCAGCCAGGUCACGCCGGUCCCGGGAGAGCUUUGGGCGUCCGGCGGGGAAGGGGAGGGGCCGGUGGAGAUGGUGCGCUGCGUCCCGGACUUGCAGGGGCUGCUGGGUUCCACCAUGCACAUCCUGGAGGAGGCGCAGAGCCGGUAGCUGCCACCGCACCCCCCACCCCCACCCUCCCCCAAAACUCAAACACUUUUCCCUACACCCCCUCCAGUCUGAACUCAUCUCCCUCAGUGGACAAUCGAAUCAGGACAAAGAGAAGUACCCAUGAGUCCGCAACAGAACCAACAAAACCAGCCAUUGGAAUUCAGAUGCUCAGAAUGGACUGGGUAAUCUUCUCUGAUUUCUAUGUCUGCACUUCUAUAGUGUUAACUGUAUUUUUUAAGGCACACGCCACUUGACUGUGGCAUCCACGGCAUAAGCUUUUUAUCAACUACCACAGCCUGGUCCCCUGAAGGAACGAGAAUUGGACACAGUGGGAUGAAGAAUUCAGAACUGAAGCUUGCAGUUUCCAACUGCAGGCAUUUUCAAUGUCGGUUAAUAGUUUUCAGCAUUUGAAGAACCGUCAACAGCAACAGGGUUAACACAAGUGGGUUAUUUAUAUAUGAGGGUGGUGGAAAUUAAUUUUGUUUCAUCGUGUUCUGUUGCACACCUGCUUAAUUGUGAGAGAAACCAAGUUUUCAGGCUGAGAAAAUUUCUGACUUUUGUCUUGGUACAUUUUUGCACCCAGCUAAGAGGCCAAUGGGCCAGAUGGUUUAGAUGGUUCAGAUGGUUCUGCAAACUAGCAAACCUCUUCUACAGACCGUAGAAAACCCACCCCCGACCCCCCAGUGGCCUCAUAGAGACUAAUGGCCUUGCACUACACCCCUACACCACCCCACCCUAACCCACACCAGUUCAAAGACUCAGUGUUCGUCUACAAAAACAUCCACUGUACAGAGUGAACAGUGGUCAGUAUUGUUUCACCCUUUUGUGUGGGGUUAGGGUUUCUUUCUGUUGUGGGUUUCAGAAUAUGGCAGCGCUUUUCACUAAAAUGUCACAUUUGAUGGUUUUUGACUGGUCUCACCAACUCUAGGUUGACCCUAGUCAUUUGCAAGUUCUGUUUUAUUUUUGUUUUUAGAGGGUGGGGGGUUCACAGUUUCUUUCAGCUGCUGACCUGUUUGUAGCAUAACCCUUCCAAAUGAUUACCUUUUCAGACAUCGACUCCAGCCAUAACCGGUUUGGAUCCUUCUGAGACAGUUUUUUCUUUGAAUAUCUUUAUCUUGUGGAAGGCCGCUUACUUUGCUUUAAUUUCAGUUAACUGCCAAUGAAAAGGUCACAAGAGAUCAAGAUGGCGUGGAAAUGACCCAGGUCGUAACCCAUAAGGCUUGUGAGAAUGAAUCCAGUUCUCAUUGCCCUUCUUCAAUGAAUUCACCUUUCCCACUCUCAUGAACUAAUUAAUUCCCCAUUCUGUGUUUUAUUUACAGUGUUUGAUUUGUAUCCUUGCUUAAUUUAACAGAUGUUAUGAUUAAUAUAUUUUACCUUGUGUAUUUGGCAAAUGAUUUAAUAUUUCUUUGUAUGGUUGGUGCUUUGUUUGAAGUAUUGUAUAUUCCUUUAUUCUCCAAGUUGUUGGUUUGUUUUUCCUUCUCUGCAUAUUUUAAUACGCCAAAGUACAGUUAUAUUGUACUGGUGCUACCCUAGAUUUUGUGUUUGACAAUCACUGAAGUUUCGUUCGAAGUUUAAACCAAUAAAUUAUAUUUAAAUAGAAGAGAAAGAAAUGUAAAGGAUGCAAAGUCGAGUUUCUGGCUGCAGCAUAAUUAUGUUGAUGGGUACAAGGUACGUUGAGAACGUAGGGAAGGACACCUUUUUAUUUAUGUCUUUUAUAAGAAAAGCAAACCGAAUAAACCUUGAUUGUC
This is a messenger RNA of Anguilla rostrata (American eel), 7123 nucleotides long. Its product is annotated as BCL-6 corepressor-like protein 1. The transcript has 13 exons. Gene Ontology annotation, cellular component: nucleus. Gene Ontology annotation, molecular function: protein binding; transcription corepressor activity. Lineage: Eukaryota; Metazoa; Chordata; Actinopteri; Anguilliformes; Anguillidae. Gene Ontology annotation, biological process: negative regulation of transcription by RNA polymerase II. The coding region runs from base 738 to 5375 and encodes 1545 amino acids. The record is from RefSeq and is a predicted model, not a curated record.